Morus notabilis is the source of this 1619-nucleotide messenger RNA. RefSeq names its product probable protein phosphatase 2C 63. Lineage: Eukaryota; Viridiplantae; Streptophyta; Magnoliopsida; Rosales; Moraceae. The coding region runs from base 190 to 1350 and encodes 386 amino acids. Gene Ontology annotation, molecular function: protein serine/threonine phosphatase activity; cation binding. The transcript has 4 exons. Gene Ontology annotation, biological process: protein dephosphorylation. The record is from RefSeq and is a predicted model, not a curated record.
UCACACCACUCCUCAGCACACGCUUUCUCUCUCUAGAAUUUUCUUCAUUUACCUAACCACUUUAUUUGGGCAGAAAAACAACACAAUACCCAAAACCAAAACCAAACACAUAGACGAAGAACACGAAGAAGAAGAAGAAGAAGAAGAAGAAGAAGACGACGAAGAAGAUUGUUGUGAUAAGAGAUUGUGAUGUUGCGAUCGUGUUACAGGCCGCUGGAGCGGUGCUUUGGGUUCCGAUGCUGUGGCGGAAGCGGCGGCGGAGGAGGAGGCGGGGACGGGCUUUUGUGGCACACGGAUUUGAAAUCGCACGCCGCCGGCGACUACUCGAUCGCGGUGGCUCAGGCCAAUUCCAGCCUUGAGGAUCAGAGCCAGGUCUUCACGUCUCCGUCCGCAAUCUACGUUGGCGUCUACGACGGCCAUGGCGGUCCCGAAGCUUCUAGAUUCGUCAACAAGCAUCUCUUCCCUUAUUUACAGAAGUUUGCGACAGAACAAGGGGGAUUAUCAGCAGAUGUUAUAAGGAAGGCGUUUAGUGCCACUGAAGAGGAAUUCUUGCGUUUGGUAAAGCGAUCAUUGCCGGUAAGGCCUCAAAUCGCUUCAGUCGGAUCGUGCUGCCUUGUUGGUGCCAUUACAAACGACGUUCUUUACGUGGCGAAUCUCGGGGACUCGAGGGCGGUCCUCGGCCGGCAAGGCUCUGAGACCAAGAAGAAUCCGGUGGUGGUGGCGGAGCGGCUUUCAACUGAUCAUAAUGUGGGGGUUGAGGAGGUGAGGAAGGAGGUUGAAGCGCUUCAUCCUGACGAUUCUCACAUCGUCGUGUAUACUCGCGGAGUUUGGAGAAUAAAGGGCAUCAUUCAGGUGUCAAGAUCUAUUGGUGAUGUAUAUCUGAAGAAGCCUGAGUUUAUCAGAGAUCCAAUUUUCCAGCAAUUUGGAAACCCUGUUCCUCUAAAGCGACCAGUGAUGACGGCAGAACCCUCAAUCCUUAUAAGAGAGCUUAGACCGCAGGAUUUGUUCCUGAUCUUUGCAUCAGAUGGCCUCUGGGAACAGUUAAGCGAUCAGGCGGUGGUGGAGAUUGUUUCUAAAUACCCAAGAGCUGGAAUAGCAAAGAGAUUGGUAAGAACUGCUAUUCAAGAGGCUGCUAAGAAGAGGGAGAUGAGAUACGAUGACAUAAAGAAAAUCGACAGAGGAAUAAGGCGCCAUUUCCAUGACGAUAUCACCGUCGUGGUAGUGUUUCUUGAUCACCAUGAAAGCUCCUCAAAGCGUAGAUUUAAACAGCAUUCUGUUGGCUGCACAACUGCACCAGUUGACAUCUACUCAAUGAGUGCCGAUGCAUCGGAAGAAGAUUUGUUCUCCUGAACCAAGAAAAUCCUUGGAAGGGUGAAAUUGACAUUUUUGGGGAAAGGUCUUUUUGUUACCAAUAAUUUAUAGAAUAUGAGGGUCGUCCUCUGGAUGGAUGGUUAUAUGGGCAUUACAAAAAACAAAAACGAAAGACAAACACACAAAAUCAUGUAGAUAUCCGAGUCAUUAAAAUAGAUGCUGACUGGUCGGUAUUUAUUGCAAUUUACAGAUUUUAUCAAUCAGAGGUUACUGGGUUGUCAUUCUUUUCUGAAAUUGAGGGUUAUUUA